AUGAGUUUUACGACGAAUAAUGAUCAUGCAUUCGACAGGUUAAAGGACAAAGAUUAUACAAACAGCUCCUCAAAAGUCCUCAAUGAUUUAGUUGAAACUUCUAAAAAUUUGCCUAACGAUAGUUCUGAGUUUGAAUCCAUUCAGUUGAGCAUUAAUGAAAUCAGGAAAAGAGCCUCUGGUUUGAGAAAAGAUAAAGAAGCGAAACAAAUCGACCAUACCAAGGCUCAUUAUUUAUUGGCCGGUAGUGGCAUCUCUGUUGAAGAUGUAGAUAAUUCAAUCAAGAGCUUACAAUCUAUACAUAUAAUAGAACAUCAUGUUCCCAAUAAGCAAUUAGAAGGUGAAUUAGAUAACUAUUUGAGACUUAAGAAAGAUGAAAAUAUUAUAUCAUCUAUAGAGAAACUUCUAUCAACAGCUUCAAAGGAUUUUGAUUCAUUUGUUAGCCAAAACUUGAACUUAGAUUGGGAACAACAUAAAGAUGAGGUUAGAGAAAACUUUGGUAUCUUAGUUAAAAGAAAGAAUAUGGAUUCUUAUAAAUCUGGAUCCAGAUCUGUAACACCCGCUGUUCCAAAAUGGGGCGGGAACAAUAACAGUAUCUUAGAUAGCUCUAGUGGAUUUAGAUUAAAUGUGAAUGAGAAUUACCUAUUGAGAGAUAAAUUUGAAAGAUACGCUAAAAUUAUUCAUGCAUUCAACAAUGCAAGACAAGUAAGAAGAGAUUUCCCAUUGGUAAAUGAAAUCAUAUCAAUGUUGAACAGUUCUGGAGACUCAAAGAAUAGACAGAUUAUGGAGUCAUGGUAUGUUCUAAGAGAUAUUUGUACCUCUAAAGUGGAUGAUGUUGUUAUAAGAAGCAGACUAUAUUUAGAGAAACAAUUUAUGGAAUACAUAGAUGAUCUUUAUAAGAAAAACCCAAAUGAAGGCCUACCAACUAAUAUCAACAAGGUCAAGUCAUUUAUUGAUUAUAAGCUAAAGAAAUCAGACAACACAUGGGUAUUAAAUAAUCUAACAAUAGUAAAUGGGAUUCCAAUCUGGGCAUUGAUGUUCUUUUUAUUAAGGGCAGGUUUGACCCAGGAGGCAUUAGAGGUUGCUUAUAACAACAAGUCUAGUUUUAAGAAGGUUGAACAAUCUUUUCUGGUUUAUUUUAAAGCUUAUAUCACUUCAAGCGAUCGUAAACUUCCAGCCGAGUUUGCUGCAAAAUUACAUAUUGAAUAUAACCAACAUAUUAAGAGUUCAUUGGAUGGUGAUCCGUUCAGAUUAGCCGUUUAUAAAAUGAUAGGUAGAUGUGAUCUUUCCCGCAAGAAUAUCUCUGCUGUAACAUUAAGUUUAGAAGAUUGGUUAUGGUAUCAUUUUAUGUUGAUUAAGAACGAUGUUUCAGACAAUGAUCCGGUUUAUGAAAGGUACACUCUUGAGGAUUUCCAAAACAUUAUUUCAUCAUAUGGAGAAUCAAGAUUUUCUAACCUUUAUUUACAAGUUUUGUUGUUAAGUGGCAUGUAUGAAUUAGCAGUUCAGCAUGCUUAUUCUAUAAGUGAAAUUGAUGGAAUCCAUUUUUCCAUUGCGUUGGCAAAUUCUAGGUUACUAAAUAUAACAUGCACUCCCAUAAACUGCCAACCCAACCAAAUAGUUGUAAUGAACGGUAUCAAGUGUGAAAUCAACUUUGCUGCUCUACUAGGGAAUUACAUCAGAUCAUUCAAACAUUCUGAUCCAAGAAUUGCAGCCGAAUAUUUAAUUUUAAUAGGCUUGACGGAUAGUGAAGAACAAAUAUCUAUCUGUCACGAGGCUAUUAGAGAGUUGGUGUUGGAAACCAAGGAGUUUACAAUUCUGUUAGGUAAAAUUAAUAGAGAUGGUACUAGAAUUCCUGGUGUUUUGGAAGAGAGACAGCCGUUGUUGCAUUUGAAGGAUGAAAAACAAUUCUUGCAUAAAAUUACCGAGCAAGCUGCCUUGAGAGCUGAUGAGGACGGCCGAGUUAACGAUAGUUUAUUGCUUUACCAAUUAUCUGAAGAAUUUGAUGUAGUGAUUACUAUUGUCAACGACUUAUUGGGUGACCUAUUGAGUAGCACUGAUUUAGAUCAGCCAUUAUUUGGAAUUGCAGAUAAUCCAGAAACUAAUUAUAUUUUGAUGGCAGACAGAUUGAUGCAAAUUUAUACAGAUAACUUAGAGAUAUCCAAGAAGGUCCAUACCAAGAACAAGGAAACAUGUUUAUUAUUGUUAAGAAUUGCUGAUGCUAGAAGGACGUACACAGCCCAGCAAUGGCAAAAUACAUUGAGCCAAAUUGAAGAAUUAGACUUAAUUCCUUUCACUAACGAAGUUGAAGCAAGGAGACAAGCACAAAACCUAAUGAGUUUGGAGAAAAAUUUGGUGAAGAAUAUUCCAAAUCUAUUGAUGAUGACAAUGACAUGUAUCUCUAAAAUUAUUCAAGAUUUGAAUGAAAGCACUUUCCAAUCAAUAACAAAGACCCAACAAAUAGAAUCCUUGAAAAAAGUUGCCAGAAAUUGUAUGGUUUAUGCUGGUAUGAUUCAAUAUAAGAUGCCAAGAGAAACUUACAGUUCAUUGAUCAGACUGGACAUAGCGUUGUAG
Molecule: messenger RNA, 2568 nt
Organism: Vanderwaltozyma polyspora DSM 70294
Lineage: Eukaryota; Fungi; Ascomycota; Saccharomycetes; Saccharomycetales; Saccharomycetaceae
Exons: 1
Coding region: 1-2568 (855 amino acids)
Biological process (GO): protein import into nucleus; poly(A)+ mRNA export from nucleus
Cellular component (GO): nuclear pore
Molecular function (GO): structural constituent of nuclear pore
Source: RefSeq, a predicted model, not a curated record